UUAUCACUUUCUCAGAUUGUUAGAUCUUUUCCAAUAGGCAUAGUUAUUUCUCAUUUGCAGUCACAAAGUCAUGGCGGAGAAGGCAAAUAGCGAAUAUGAUGAGGUUGAGCUGUCAAAUCAUCGUAGUGAAGAUGAGGUAUAUUGCCGAGUUCCAAGUUUCAAACUCAUUAGAGAUCAGUUCUAACAUAGUUGAAUCUGUAGAAGCAUGCCGAAGUUGGAGCAAAAGUCGUUUGCGGAAAUGAAGCAUUCAAUGAAGCUAUGCUCAAGGAACCUCCAAGGCCUUUUACAUGGUCAACGAUGCAACUCUACAUAGCUUGUUUUAUCGGGUUCUUUUGUGCUACAAUGAACGGUUACGAUGGUUCUCUCAUCAACAAUCUGCUCGUGAACCCUUGGUUUUUGGAUUUCUACCAUGGUGAAAAUGCCGGCAUAUGGGCUGGUAUUGUGACUUCCAUGUACCAAAUUGGUGGUGUAGUUUCAUUACCAUUCGUUGGACCAGCUGCAGAUACAUUUGGUCGACGAUUUGGAAUGUGGCUUGGAUGUCUUUGUAUUAUCCUUGGUACGAUUGUUCAAGGUGUUGCUACAAGAAAUGCUGGUGUGAGACAAUUCAUGGGUGGUCGUUUCCUACUCGGUUUUGGUGUCAAUAUCGCCUCUGCAGCUGGUCCUAUGUAUGUUGUUGAAGUUUCACACCCAGCAUAUCGUGGUGUAGUAACAGCUAUCUUCAAUUGCUUUUGGUAAGGUUGAUGUAAAACCUUGAAGACUUCGUCUAACUAGAUUUAGGUUCACUGGAUCAAUCAUCGCUAGUGGAGUAGCUCGUGGAGCAGACAAUAUUGGAGGCGAUGAAUCAUGGAGAUUGAUUAUCUGGGUUCAAUUAAUGUUCUCCAGUAUCAUCUUCAUUUCCGCUUACUUCCUUCCCGAAUCUCCAAGAUGGCUUUAUGUCAACAACAAACGCCAUCAGUCCAAGAAGAUGCUUACCAAGUUCCAUGGGGAAGGGAACCCAGACAGUGAAUGGGUGAAAUUACAAUUGAAUGAAUAUGAAGAACUUUUGGAAAUGGACGGUGCCGAUAAACGUUGGUGGGAUUACAGAGCACUUUUCAAAAAUCGAUCUACUUGCUAUCGACUAUUCUGUAAUGUUAGUAUAUCGAUCUUUGGUCAAUGGGCUGGUAAUGGUAAGUAUUUUGCUAUCCUCAAGUAAACAACAGUCUAACUGAUAGUAUUCAGCUGUCUUGUCGUAUUUCAUGGGCAAAGUUCUUCAGACUAUCGGUGUUGGAAGUCACAUUGGCCAAGCAAAUGUCAUCCUGAUUAACAACUGUCAACAAUUCUGCUGGGCUCUCUUUGGUGCCGCAAUGGUUGAUCGUGUUGGACGUCGCCCUCUUCUUCUAUUUUCUAACAUCGGUAUGUUAUUCUAAUCAUCAUUACUACCAAAAAUUGUGCUCAUAGCAAUCAACAGGCUGCUGCGUAAUCUGGCUCGCAAUGACCGUCUCCGCCGCACUAUACCAGCAAUCCAUCCCCGACCCCAGCGACCCAGACUCAAUCGGCACCAACCAUGCAGCCGGCACCGCCUCUCUAGCCUUCAUCUUCGUCUUUGGCGCCGUCUAUUCCGUCGGUUUUACACCCCUCCAAGCUCUCUACCCAGUCGAAGUCCUCUCCUUCGAAAUGCGCGCCAAAGGAAUGGGCUUCUCGGGAUUCUCCGUCGCAGCAGCCGGCCUGCUAAAUCAAUUCGCAUGGCCUGUUUCCAUGCAGAAAAUUGGUUGGAAAACUUAUAUUAUUUUUAGCAUAUGGUGUGCGAUCCAAACGACCGUGGUUUGGUUUUUCAUUCCUGAGACUAGAAACAGAACUCUAGAGGAGUUGGAUGAGAUUUUUAAUAGUCCUAAUCCGGUUAAGACGUCAAUUGCGAAGAAGAGGUUGGGAUUGGAUGCAUAUGGCGAGGUGGUUAAUAUUCAGGAUGCUUGAUUUACAUUGAGGCUUGGUUGUCUUGAUACGUAUGAUGCAAUGCGUGUCAGUGGUUUUGUGUGCAUUCCAUCAUGAUAUGAGGUGUUUUUUUUUUGUCUAAGCACGAUGUGAGGCUUGAAAAACUUUGUGGGUUGAUUUUAGUAUCGUACCUUUGAUAUUUUGUUUGCUGCUUGAACAUGUUUCAAUGGAGAGUUAAUAAGCAGCGUAUAUGCGAGCUUAAGUUAGUUAUAGAUUAUAAGGACGCAUUUAACCCUGUUAAU
Messenger RNA from Sclerotinia trifoliorum, 2210 nucleotides. The record is from the annotation of a GenBank genome assembly. NCBI's taxonomy places the organism in Eukaryota, Fungi, Ascomycota, Leotiomycetes, Helotiales, Sclerotiniaceae.